GGCCUGCAAGGCGCAAUCUUUCCCAACUGCUGGAAUCUUGACCCUCUUUGUUUCCCUCCUGCUUCUUCCUCCUGCUCAUCGUCACCGCUUCCUUUGUCUUCAACUUUCCCAGUUAGACACAUCUCCCCUCACCCUCACAAUGGCCUCUUCCGUCGACGCCAAGGUGGUUCCCACCCAGUCCGCUGCCUCGCUCUACGGCAAGUUUGCGCUCUCUGGUGCGCUCUGCUGCUCCAUCACCCACGGCGCCCUCACCCCCGUCGAUGUCGUCAAGACGAGAAUCCAGCUUGACCCGGCCACCUACAACCGUGGCAUGAUCGGUGGUUUCCGCCAGGUCAUUGCCUCCGAGGGUGCCGGUGCUCUCCUCACUGGUUUCGGCCCUACCUUUGCCGGCUACUUCCUCCAGGGCGCCUUCAAGUUCGGAGGUUACGAGUUCUUCAAGAAGCAGUCCGUCAACCUGCUCGGCUACGACACCGCCGCCCAGUACCGCACUGGUGUCUACCUUGCCUCGUCUGCUGCCGCCGAGUUCUUCGCCGACAUUGCCCUCUGCCCCCUCGAGGCCACCCGUAUCCGUCUCGUCUCUGAGCCCACCUACGCCAACGGCCUUGUCGGUGGCUUCACCAAGAUGCUCAAGAACGAGGGUGUCGGUGCCUUCUACGCCGGUUUCGGCCCCAUCCUGUUCAAGCAGAUCCCUUACACCAUGGCCAAGUUCGUCGUCUUCGAGAAGGUCGCCGAGGCCGCCUUUGGCAUCUGGCCCAAGAACACCCUCUCCGACAGCAUGCAGACCACCGUCAACCUCGGCUCCGGUCUCAUUGCCGGUUUCGCCGCCGCCAUUGUCUCCCAGCCCGCCGAUACCAUGCUUUCCAAGAUCAACAAGACCAAGGGCCUUCCCGGUGAGGGCACCACCUCCCGCCUCAUCAAGAUUGCCAAGGAGCUCGGCAUCCGUGGCUCUUACGGCGGUAUCGGUGCCCGUCUCUUCAUGGUCGGCACCCUGACUGCCGGUCAGUUCGCCAUCUUCGGUGACCUCAAGAAGUACUUUGGUGCCGUUGGCGGAAUUGAAUUCGCCAAAUAAACGUCUUCGCGAAGCCGGAAACGCAUCAGAAGAUGUUAAGAUAAGUAGGCACUGUCAUA
Microdochium trichocladiopsis is the source of this 1128-nucleotide messenger RNA. RefSeq names its product mitochondrial phosphate carrier protein. Gene Ontology annotation, biological process: mitochondrial phosphate ion transmembrane transport. The record is from RefSeq and is a predicted model, not a curated record. The transcript has 4 exons. Gene Ontology annotation, cellular component: mitochondrial inner membrane. Gene Ontology annotation, molecular function: phosphate transmembrane transporter activity. The coding region runs from base 140 to 1069 and encodes 309 amino acids. NCBI's taxonomy places the organism in Eukaryota, Fungi, Ascomycota, Sordariomycetes, Xylariales, Microdochiaceae.